AUAUAAGUAUCGCAAAUAAAACUUUUCAGUCAAAAUCACAAAAAUGAAGUACUUCCAAACGAUACUUUGCGCCUCUUUCAUUAUUAACAGCGUUGGGGCCAACCUACCUUCUGGUUUUAAAAAAUGUAACGUAAAGCAAAUCUUCUCCCACUUGUGUCUACGGCAAGCUAUUGAAAGUGCAAUAAAGCAAAUGGAUCGUCCUAUAAAGAGCUUGGGUUUAGUGAGCCUAGAACCUUUGGUAAUACCAUCUCUGAUUAUAGAUGCUGGUUCUCAAGUUGUGCACACUCAGCAAAUUUACAAAAAUAUGAAACUGUCGGGUUUCAAUGAAACAUCUUGUUCCAAAGCUGAAUUUAAUUAUACCACGAAAACGUUAAAUCUGGAGUGCGUCGUGCCACGUUUCCUCAUGCAAUUUAAUUAUGAAGUAAAUGGGAAAUAUUUGAUGAUAUCUGUUUACGGAAAAGGAACAGGCUGGUUGGUUUUUCUGGAUAAUCACCUUGAGCUUACCUUUCAGUUUGGAGAAUACGAAAAGAAGGGUAAAACAUACUUUAAUAUACUCCAUCAACAUCUGAAUAUGCGACCCAAAGAUAUUGAUUUUCGUUUGGAAAAUUUGUUCGAUGGUGAUGAAGAAUCGAGUGAUCGUGUUCAGAAAAUAGCAAAAGAAAAUAUCUUCGACAUGUAUAAUGAUGUUAAAGGUGGUUACGAAGAAGCCUUUGGAAAAGUAUUUGCUUACAUUUUUGAGCAGAUUUUGGAGAAAGUGCCUGUUUAUGAUAUUUUUGGUUAAAUGAUUUUUGUUGUUUGUAAUGACGUUGAUUUUAUGUACAUUUUAUACCCUACGGAAAAUUAAAAUCAUAAUUUAACUUCAGUUCUAUGAGCGAUCUCGUUUAAAGAUAUGAAAGCCGUCUAAUGAGAUUCAGUUCCAAAUACAGAGAAUGAGCUUUUUGAAGCUUUCGUUGUACUUUAAGACCAGUGUUGGGGACAGAUACUUUUAAAAGUAUCUAG
Messenger RNA from Zophobas morio, 999 nucleotides. RefSeq names its product protein takeout-like. The record is from RefSeq and is a predicted model, not a curated record. The coding region runs from base 44 to 781 and encodes 245 amino acids. Lineage: Eukaryota; Metazoa; Arthropoda; Insecta; Coleoptera; Tenebrionidae. The transcript is spliced from 4 exons.